AUGUAUCUCGCGCUCUCGGCCGUGGACUUCAGCGUGGCGUUCGCGCUCGUGCACGCCGUCGGCGUCGAGCGCGUCGAGCCGUACACGCACCGCCUGGUGGCGUGGUACCGGGAGCUGCGGCACGGGGCGGCGGGCGCCGCGGCGCUGGAGCGCGCGGACGCGGCGCGCAAGGCGGCGGACGAGGCCGAGGCGGCCGCGGAAGAGGCUAUUGCGGGCGAAAAGGGAGGGGAGAAGCGGUGGUGGAACAAUAAGGCGUUGUGGGCUGAGGUCGCGCUCGCGUACUCGAUCCACAAGGUCGGGUUUAUGCCGGUGCGCGCGGGGCUGACGGUGGCGUGGACGCCCAAGGUUGUCAAUUGGUUGCGGGCGCGCGGGUGGAUCGGCACGGCCGGGGCGAAGCGGGCUAUGCAGCAGGGCCAGGACCGGAUGCGCGGCGCCAUCCAGCAGGCGAAGAACGCGGCCAAGGACGCGACGCGCUAG
Cutaneotrichosporon oleaginosum is the source of this 477-nucleotide messenger RNA. RefSeq lists its product as uncharacterized. NCBI's taxonomy places the organism in Eukaryota, Fungi, Basidiomycota, Tremellomycetes, Trichosporonales, Trichosporonaceae. The record is from RefSeq and is a predicted model, not a curated record. Gene Ontology annotation, cellular component: mitochondrion.